Molecule: messenger RNA, 1068 nt
Organism: Penicillium digitatum Pd1
Lineage: Eukaryota; Fungi; Ascomycota; Eurotiomycetes; Eurotiales; Aspergillaceae
Source: RefSeq, a predicted model, not a curated record
AUGGAUUCACACAUUGAUCAUACGGAAAUUCCGGUGAUUUACACCGAUGAGCCGUUAUUCGAUGUUCUUCCCAAGCUGUCUAAUAUGGCUGUGGGUGAUAUGGCUUACACAUUUGAACAAAUGCUACACGGAUCACAAGGACACCGUCUAAGGCAACUGGUCCAUGCUUUGGCAGACGAUACUCACAAUCCCUUCAUCAUUGUGGCAUUGAUGAUUCUGAAAUGGGACUUCACCGCUGCGACAGAAGAUGACUGGGGACUUAAUGAGAGCCGCGGUGCAGCUUGCGAAUUUGUUGCCUGGCAAUUUCUGUGCCACCUGAACCAGCGCGAGACAAUUGAAUUUCUGUUAGAAGAGCUACCAACGCCGCGGCGCGGUUCGGCAAAUAUCAUUGAAUCCGAAGCAGGUGGCUCUGGCCUGGCAUCUUUUAAACGUGAUGCAAGCCAGAUAGAAACUGAGACCACUCCUCUCUUGCAAAGCUCCUCCUCAUUUCAUCGUCUUUUUGGCGACAAAAGGAUCACAGAGACUAAGUCAUCUGGAACAUCACAAGGUACACACCGACAUGAGGAAACCUGUGCCACCCAGAGAUAUUCUCAAUUUCUUGGAUUGAAUGCAAUGGAGAUUGCAACGAUUGCCCAUGCCAAGAGAUUUCUGAGCCAGCGGGUUGUUCAAAGGGUGGUCGAUGGUAUUUGGAAGGGUGAAAUCGUUUUCUGGGAUUCUCUGACAGUCAAUUCAACUAAGAAACCUCAUAUUUUCAACACAAGAACGGCUGAUCCAUAUUCACGCCUGAGAGUACCUCUGUACCGGAAAAUCUUUGAAGCUGCAUUCUUCGUGUCUUUCCUCUUUCUCUACUACGCAGUCCUAGUAGAGAGGAGACAAGAGGCCGUUGGCAUCUUCGAAGCGGUGAUGUACGUAUGGAUCGUCGCUUUUGCAUAUGAUGAAUUGAGUGGAAUCAUUGAUGCCGGAGUUGUUUUCUACCAAAUGGAUUUCUGGAGUCUCUGGAACCUCAGCAUCAUUGCUGUUGGAAUUGCGUUUGUCAUAACAAGUCAUCUGUCUCAAUGGUGCAACUAA